This is a messenger RNA of Racocetra fulgida, 1437 nucleotides long. The record is from the annotation of a GenBank genome assembly. Lineage: Eukaryota; Fungi; Glomeromycota; Glomeromycetes; Diversisporales; Gigasporaceae.
AUGGAAACGACAAUUACUUUACCGGCGGCUUGUGAUUUUCAUAUUCACACACGCCAAGGUGUCUUGAUGGAAAUGGUAGUUCCUAGAAUCGCUGAAGGUGGUGUCUCGUUAUGCUAUGUUAUGCAAGCACUUGAAUAUAAAGCUCAGCUUGAAAGACUUGCUCCAAAUGUCACUUUCCUUAUGAGUUUAUAUUUAUGUCCUGAAUUAACACCUGAAGAGAUAAGAAAGGCAAAAAAGCACGGAAUUGUUGAAUCAGGUAUCGAAUCUUAUGCUAUUUAUUAUCCGGUUUUUAAAGCAAUGGAAGAGGUUGGGUUGAUCCUGAAUCUUCAUGGUGAACUUCCGAGUGACGCUGACCAAGAAAAGUUUUUAGUGCAUUUAAAGCAAUUACAUAAUGACUUUCCAAAGUUAAAAAUAGUCCUGGAACAUGCUACUACAAAAGCGGCUGUUGAUACGGUAAAGAGUCUUGGAGAUACUAUUGGUUGUACUAUCACUAUACACCAUCUUCAAUUGAUUGUAGAUGAUUGGGCUGGUCAAUGUCAUAAUUUUUGUAAGCCAGUUGCUAAAUUUCCUCAUGAUCGUCAGGCCUUGCGUGAUGUUGUUCUUGAAGGACAUCCAAGAUUUUUCUUGGGUACUGAUUCGGCGCCACAUCCUGCUUAUCUCAAGGAAUGUGCACAUUCUUGUGCUGGUGUAUUUACAACACCUCUAGCUAUUCCAUAUCUUGCCACAAUAUUGGAUUCGUUCGGUGCAAUUAAUUGUUUAAGAAAAUUCGCAUGUGAAAAUGGCAAGAAAUUUUAUGGUGUUAGUGAAGAAGGAAAAUAUCGUGAAAUUACAUUAGUUAAGGAAACCUUACUAGUUCCUCAUUCAUACUCUUUCGAUGAAUCUGUUGAAGAAUGCAAGGAUACCUACAGUUCUGGUCCAACUCAUAUUUUUGAUUUAAUGCUUUGCGAUGUUGAUAUAUUAUCACUUAACACUAGAUUCAAGAUUAAUGACGAUAAUUCCUCGCCCAUUAAACAUGUAAAGAUUACAGCUAGAAAAUUACAAGGCACCGAAAGAUGGGAAACUAUUCUUCAUAAUUCUCAUAUAAGUAUUGGUUCUACCUGGUUAUCCAUUUUUGAUCCUUCUCAAACUAUCAGAAAUGUUUCGUUACAUGUUUUCUCUCCUUUUGACUUAAAACAUGAAACUACUUAUGUUUCUAAGGGUAGUUUAACAUUUAAGAUCAAUUUAGAACCAGAAUCAAUUAAGUGGUGGAAUAGUAAUAUUGAUGAUUAUUCAACAAUUGUUGUUAGUAACAUGAUUAGAGAAUUUGAUAAUUUUCAGAGUCUAAUUGUAAUGUCCCGUGUUGAAGAGGUUAUUGUAAAUGCUGGGGUGUUGUUAACAGCUAUUGAAGAAAAAUGGCAGGAUGAUGUUGUGUGCGUGGUAACUGAUCAGGAGGAUUAA